GAUUAUUUGAAGUACGGAUUAGAAACUCAUCGAACUGGGAAAUGAGAAUUGCCUUUCAAAAUGAAGUGAGAAGCUCAUUUUCAAGAUAGUUUGUUGAUAAGACACGUAAAUCAUAAUAAGUCUACGAUGAGCGACAAAAGAGCUGCAAGCCAAUCGAGUGGGGAUGCAGGUAUGGGGGUAGUAGAAGCCGACCCUCAAAGAAUGCCGAUAAGCGGCCGCACUGGUGCAAUGGUCAUGAGAAGCGUUUCGAUCUUCUUGGCGAGCGGUCGAAAGGUGUCGGUCGCCUCGCGCAGGCAGCAGUCAGACUCGAGCUGCGCAUUGGGUUCAACGGCAACAGGCGCUGCCGACAGACGUGGUUCUUCCAGACGGGACUCGCGAGCUUGCAAGCUCAUAAUGCCCGGUGAAAAGAAUCUGGCCAAAGGAGCAGCGGCUCAUCAGGCUAAACUUAUAGAAAGCUUGCGCCGAAAAACUAAAUUUUCCAGACAAGAAUUAGAUGCUUUGUGUAAAAUAUAUAGUAAACUUAUCGCAAACAUAGGAUCGCGAAGGGAUCUCUCUACUAAUAAUGGCAUAGCAAGCUUUUUGCAAAAUACUGAGGGUAUUGACAGAUCAAUCUUUCGGGAAUUAUUACACAACACUUUUGAUUUGCUAACUGAAGAAAUUUUGGUUGAACGUAUGUUUUCAUGUUGGGACCGAGAUAGCGAAGGGACCAUACGACUUGAACCAUGGAUUCUUGGCCUCGAUGUAUUUUUAAGAGGAAACAUACGCGAAAAAAUUGAAUUUUGUUUCAGAGUUUAUGAUCUCAAUGGAGAUGGUUUUAUCACAAAAGAUGAAAUAUUUUUAUUAUUCAAAAACUGUCUCAUGAAACAACCUGGUGAAGAAGACCCAGAAGAAGGUAUAAGAGAUCUAUCGGAAAUGACUUUGAAAAAGCUCGACAUCGAUCACGAUGGAAAAGUUUCGUUUUUUGAUUAUGAAAUGACUGUCAGACAAGAGCCACUACUUCUUGAAGCCUUUGGUCAAGUUCUACCAACCCCAGAGAGUGCGCAAGCUUUUUUAUUGACUCUUAAAUCUACAUAAAUCUGCAGAUUAAAUAUGCAGUUAAAUAUAUCACCUUGUCGAUAGCAGCGCCCAGUUACGAAUAAC
Messenger RNA from Trichogramma pretiosum, 1140 nucleotides. RefSeq names its product EF-hand calcium-binding domain-containing protein 1. Gene Ontology annotation, molecular function: calcium ion binding. The coding region runs from base 127 to 1074 and encodes 315 amino acids. The transcript has 5 exons. NCBI's taxonomy places the organism in Eukaryota, Metazoa, Arthropoda, Insecta, Hymenoptera, Trichogrammatidae. The record is from RefSeq and is a predicted model, not a curated record.